Messenger RNA from Durio zibethinus, 3120 nucleotides. RefSeq names its product eukaryotic translation initiation factor-like. Gene Ontology annotation, molecular function: translation initiation factor activity; protein binding; mRNA binding. Gene Ontology annotation, cellular component: eukaryotic translation initiation factor 4F complex. The record is from RefSeq and is a predicted model, not a curated record. NCBI's taxonomy places the organism in Eukaryota, Viridiplantae, Streptophyta, Magnoliopsida, Malvales, Malvaceae.
AUUAUAAAAAAACAAAAUUAAAGCAAAAAGAAAAAAAAUAAAAAUCCACUCUCCAAGGGAAGGGUUUGUUUAGCCUCUAGGCCGUCCUCACAUACUCUCGUCUCUUCUUUGCUAUACGCAGAAGAGAGAGACAAAUCUUACUUUUAUCUCAAACCAAAUCCUGUUGUUCUCUUUAUAUUGAAAAUCCCUUUUUGUUUUCUUUUUAUAUUCAGAUUCAGCGUUUUACAUAUCGCUGAGUUGUUUGUUCUUUUUGGUUAUUGAUCGGCCGGUGGAGAUUGAAUCUCACGUGAAAAGGAUCGAGGUAUGCAGCAGGGUGAUCAGACGGUGUUGAGCUUAAGACCUGGUGGUGGUCGAGGGAGCAGACUCCUUGGUGGUCUUUCUUCUUCUUCUUCUUCAUCGUUCUCUUCUUCGCUAGCCUUUGGUUCCGUUUCUUCUGAUCUUGUCUUUCGUCCCUAUGGCGGUGCUACUUCUUCCUUUUCUAUUAAGGCUGGAGACACACGAUUUGAGGGUCGUGAACGAGUGCGGUACACUAAGGACCAGCUUCUACAGCUUAGGGAGGCUGUAGAAGUUGCUGAUGAAGUUCUCAAAAUUAAACGAGAAAUUGAAGUGGAACUCUUUGGUGAAGAUCAGAACUGGGGUCAUGGAGAAAGCAACACACCAAAUCAGAGUCAGAACCGUUACUCUGAGCCAGACAAUCGUGAUUGGCGUAACCGUUCAGCACAGUUUCCUACCGCUGGAGAGGAGAGGUCCUGGGAAUCACUUCGGGAUAGAGAAUUGGGAAGCCGAUAUGACUCCAGACAGCCAGAACAUAAUGAAUUUAAUCGUCAAGAUCAACUAAACUCUCAAUUCUCAAGGGCACAGAUCUCUUCUAGCCAAGGGGGAGGACCAACUCCAACUUUGGUCAAGGCUGAGGUUCCAUGGUCAGCGAGAAGGGGGAAUCUUUCUGAGAAGGAGCGUGUUUUAAAGACUGUAAAAGGGAUACUGAACAAGCUGACUCCUGAGAAGUAUGAUCUUCUGAAAGGCCAACUUAUUGAUUCUGGUAUCACAUCAGCUGAUAUCUUGAAGGGGGUUAUUUCUUUAAUAUUUGAGAAGGCUGUUCUUGAACCCACAUUUUGUCCUAUGUAUGCUCUUUUAUGUUCUGAUCUUAAUGAUAAGCUUCCCUCAUUCCCAUCCGAUGAACCUGGUGGAAAAGAAAUCACAUUUAAGCGAGUCCUCUUGAAUAACUGCCAGGAGGCAUUUGAGGGAGCUGACAAACUCAGGGAAGAAGUGGGGCUGAUGAUUGCCCCUGAGGAAGAGAUGGAGCGUAGGGAUAAAGAAAGGAUGGUCAAGCUCCGCACUCUAGGUAACAUUCGAUUAAUUGGUGAGCUUCUGAAGCAGAAAAUGGUACCUGAGAAGAUAGUCCAUCAUAUUGUGCAGGAACUUUUGGGCGCUGAUAUUAGAGCUUGCCCUGCAGAGGAGAAUGUUGAAGCCAUUUGUCAAUUCUUCAACACUAUUGGUAAGCAGCUUGAUGAGAGUCCAAAAUCACGACGCAUAAAUGAUAUGUACUUCAGCAGACUGAAGGAAUUGACUACAAAUCCUCAGCUUGCGCCAAGACUGAGAUUUAUGGUUCGUGAUGUUCUUGAUCUGCGUGCAAACAAUUGGAUUCCCAGGCGUGAGGAGGUGAAAGCCAAAACAAUUACUGAAAUCCAUUCUGAGGCUGAAAAAAAUCUUGGGCUGCGUCCAGGUGCUACUGCAAGCAUUAGAAAUAGUCGUGUUGUUUCUGCUGGUCCAAUGAGUGCUGGUCCUGGGGGUUUUCCUAUCACUCGUCCUGGUACUGGGGGUUUGAUGCCUGGAAUGCCGGGAGCUCGGAGAAUGCCUGGUAUGCCUGGAAUGGACAAUGAUAAUUGGGAGGUUCCUAGAAACCGGUCAAUGCCAAGGGGUGAUGGACCCGGUAUACAGCCUGUAGGGCGUGUCCCAUCACCAUUAAUCAAUAAAUCAACUUCAAUGAAUCAAAGGCUGUUGCCUCCAGGUAGUGGUGGCCUAAUGAGUGGCAAGACAAGUGCCCUGUUGCAGGGAAGUUCAACCCCUCCUGCUCGGCCAUCCUACUCUAUUUUGGGUGCUGAGCUUGUGGCACAACCUUCUAUUUCUGCCAAACCUGUGCCUGUGACUGCUGUGUCUCCAGUUACGGAGAAACCACUAGAUCCAGCUGCAAGAGUAAAUCCAGACGAACUUCUGAGAAAAACACGGGCACUGUUGGAGGAAUAUUUCAGUGUCAGACUGCUGGAUGAAGCAUUGCAGUGUCUGGAGGAACUAAAAUCUCCAUCAUAUCAUCCUGAGGUUGUGAAGGAAGCUAUCUCCAUUGCCUUGGAGGAAAGCCCACCUUGUGUUGAGCCAGUUUCAAAACUUCUGGAAUACUCGUUUAAUAAGAAAGUCCUUACAGCUAGAGACAUAGGGACUGGAUGCCUGGUUUAUGGUGCCUUGUUGGAUGAUAUUGGCAUUGAUUUACCAAAAGCACCAAAUAAUUUUGGAGAAAUAAUUGGAAGAUUGGUUUUGGCCGGGGGAUUAGAUUUUAAGGUGGUGAAGGAAAUCCUCAAGAAGAUGGGGGAUGAUCUGUACCAAAAAGCUGUGUUUGAUGCAGCAAUGAGGAUCGUUAGCUCAAACCCUUCGGGGCAAGCUCUGUUGGAUGUGCAGGCAUACGAGGUCGAGGCCUGUAAGAAUCUAUUCUAAUUUUUGCAUGCUACUUUUAAUGUCUGUAUCCACAAGGAUUUCUGCAUAUGGACUUCAAUAUAAAGUCACUUACUGAUUUCCCCCCUUUUUGAGGCGAGCAACUUGUAUUAUGUGAUAAAGUGGAGCUGCCAAGGACAGGUAAAAUUUUAUUGAGUUGUGUAUUUCUCCGAGGUCAUAGCGGUAUGUUUAUUGAGAAAAAGAAAUCAAAUCUUAAUGCCGUGGUUUUUGCCCUCAAGUGUGGCUAAUACAUGCCAAAGUUCUCGGGGAAAAUGGUCACCCUUGAAGGGAUCCAGUUGUUUUGUAUUUGAUUAGUUUUUUCCUCUUUUGAUAAAUCUUGUUUUUUGGUUGACUGAGUAAUUUAGUUUAUUGUUGAACUUAGUCCUAUAAAUCUCAAAGUUUUUUAUUUUAACCUUU